This is a messenger RNA of Rubroshorea leprosula, 1100 nucleotides long. Lineage: Eukaryota; Viridiplantae; Streptophyta; Magnoliopsida; Malvales; Dipterocarpaceae. The record is from the annotation of a GenBank genome assembly.
ACCAAUCAACUUAACUAAGCCAAUGGACUUUAUCAUCUUCCUCUUCACCCUCCUCAAAGUGCUCUUGAGCACUUCAGUGGUCGGAGACCCGGCGUGCCGGAAAACAUGUGGAUCCCUUCUGGUCAAGUACCCGUUCGGAACCGGCUGCGGCUGUGGCUCACCGCGUUUCUACCCCUACGUAACCUGCAACUCCGACCAGCUCCUCCUCACCACCCACACAGGCUCUUACCCCAUCACCUCCAUAUCCUACGCCACCUCCACCGUCACCAUCACCCCACCCUACAUGUCCACUUGCAACUCCAUGCAACAAUCCCCCAACUUGGGCCUUGACUGGGCCAGUCCAUUCCAGCUCGGACCAUCAAUCAUCAUCCUCCUCUCAUGCACGCCCCCCACCUCCUCCCUCAUCGUCAAGGGCUCCCCUGUCUGUGACCCUUCCUCCUCCAAUCUCUGCGCUUCCAUCUACACUUGCCCCUCCGUCGUCAGCCUCGAUCUCCCACUCUUCCCUCCCACCAACUCAUGCUGCGUGUACUCUCCUGCCAACUUCAACGCCCAAGGUGAGCUCGACCUCCGCCAGUUGAAGUGCGCAGGAUACACCUCCAUCGCGUCUCUUCAGGACUACCCGACCGACCCGAGCAAAUGGCAGUAUGGGGUGGCGUUGAAGUACACAAACGGUGCGUUUGAUGAUUAUUACAUCAACAACAAGUGCAACACCUGUGAAGCCAGCGGUGGUGUAUGUGGGUAUGCUCCUCGUGGAAAUUCCUUCAUCUGUGCCUGCAACGGCGGUUUUAAUUCAACGACGGAUUGUUAUAAUAACCAAAACCAGAUAAUUCAAGAUGAAGAUGAAUAUCCAGGUGUCAUUUGGAGCUCCACUUCUUUACCAACAUGGAAUGUUUGGCUGGGACUACUGGCUGCUUUGUUUCUUUAUCUUGCCACCUAAUUGAGAAAACGAGAGACGUUCUCCUUUGUUGUCCUCCUUUUAUUUUCAACGCUCUUACUGGAAGUUGCGAAUAUUACAAUGAGUUUAUAAGCCAAUAGUUAAGAAUUUAAUUGUUCCAAAGUGAAAAGUCCUCAUAAAGUGAGAAUAAAACCUGUUCUCUAAG